Messenger RNA from Salvia hispanica, 1723 nucleotides. Its product is annotated as growth-regulating factor 7-like. Gene Ontology annotation, cellular component: nucleus. The record is from RefSeq and is a predicted model, not a curated record. Gene Ontology annotation, molecular function: ATP binding. Gene Ontology annotation, biological process: regulation of DNA-templated transcription; DNA-templated transcription; developmental process. NCBI's taxonomy places the organism in Eukaryota, Viridiplantae, Streptophyta, Magnoliopsida, Lamiales, Lamiaceae.
UCCAGGCUUGAGCCCCCACGCCCCAUCCCUCAUCCAAUCAAUUUCCCACUUCUGUCCGUUUCAUUAAUCAUCAUCAAUCCUAUUAAAACCUUAAAAUUUCUUCAUUUCCACAAUUUCCCCCUUUUUCUUAAUUUUAGGGUUUUUAAUUUAAUUCUUCAGCUCCUCAGUGAUUAUCUUAAAAGGGAAAGCCGAUUUUUGCCGUUUUAGGAAUGACUAGUUUGGAAAAGGUUGCAGCUAAUAAAUCGUCAACUGGCGAUGAUGUGAUCCGAUUGAAGAAGCUCAUGAGCUCUCACCGCCGCGGAGAAGUCAAUCCGGGCCGACCGUUGGUUGGAGGCGGUGGUGGUGGGCCCAGCAGCGGCGGAGCUACCGAGGCGGUGGGCCAUGCGUACGGUGAUGAUGUCUCAUCAUCCUCUCGCCUUGGUGGUGAAAAUUUUGCUACUAAUUCGCAGUCUUUUGACAUCUUCGCUGCUUAUUCCGCCACGCCCUUCAAAUCCCCAGAGGAGAUGGCUGCUGCUGCCGCCGCGGCGUUCCCUUUCACAUUCGCUCAAUGGAAAGAGUUAGAGAGACAAGCGAUGAUUUACAAGUACAUGAUUUCGUCUGUGCCUGUCCCUCCCGACCUUCUCUUCCCACAUUCAAGAAACUUCCCUUCCGAUUGCCCUGCUUCAUUGUACAAUGUGAGAUAUUCAAGAAAUGGAGAUCCGGAGCCGGGUAGAUGUAAGAGAACAGAUGGUAAGAAAUGGAGGUGUUCGAGAGAUGUGGCGCCCCACCAGAAAUACUGUGAGCGCCACCUGCACAGGGGCCGCCCCCGUUCAAGAAAGCCUGUGGAAGUUAAAAACAGUGGCGAAAAUCUCAAGAAAACUCGCACUGAGCAAAGCCAUGUUCCUCCUAGUACUACUGUUUCUGUUUCUGUUUCUGCUCAACAAUUUGCUGCAGGGAAUGAUAAUAGUAUCAAUAAGCCCCUUUCUGUUUUCAAUGCUAAAAAUGAUCCCUCUUCUUUCAAAGGAGGACUUAAUAAUAGGGAUUUGAGCUUGAUGAUGGAUGGGACCGAUCAGCGAUGGCAGCAGCAGCAGCAGCAGCAUUUCAUCGAAUCGAAUAUGGGAUUUGUGAAUGUUGGCUCCUCUUCCUCUGUUUAUGGCUCAACUUCCCUUUUCAAUCAAGAUUAUGUCGAGCCAUUGAAUGCGUUAUCCUAUUCGAAUUUCUCGGCCUCUGAAGGCUUCAUCGAUGCCUGGUCGAUGAGCAAUCUCGACAGCAUCAGCAGUGGGAAUGCUGAAUCGUCCGUUACAACGAAUCACGGGAACUUGUCCCCUUCGCUCAAUCUGUCCAUAGCCAUGGCUGCUGCUGAUCAAGAAAUGGGAAGCAUUGAGCAAGAUCCGAGAUGGAUCAACCCUCUCUACUGGGAGCCAUUCGCACGAGGAGGGCCUCUCGCUGAGGCCCUGCAGCCGGGAUCAGUCGCCAUCUCCGGCUGCGACUCGGUCAGCGCCCCCGCUACUAAUGUCUCUUCGCCCACCGGGGUUCUCCACAGGACGCUGUUCUCGCACUCGGAUGGCAGCGUCUGCAGUAGCCCGGCUCCUGCAGCUCCAGCAUCAGAAAUCGCGUUCCACCGGCUCAACUAGUCCCGGUGAGAAGCUGUGAAAUUUUCAAUAUCCCUUUACUUUUGGUUUGUUGAAGUUGAUUUGUGGAUUGUUUGAAUGGUUUAUUUAUGAAGAUGUUGAAUUUUCAUAUA